AUGUCGGACCGCGAGUUUGGAGGCAACGAUGAGCUUUCGCUUCCGAAAGCCACCGUCCAGAAGAUUAUCAACGAGAUCCUUGCAAAUGACCCGGGCGUCAGCUUCGCCAAGGAAACGCGCGAUCUCUUGAUCGAGUGCUGCGUUGAGUUCAUCACCAUGAUUUCCUCCGAGGCCAACGACAUCGCCGAGAAGGAAGCGAAGAAGACGAUCGCAUGUGAACACGUCAAGGCUGCGCUGGAGGACUUCGGCUUUGGGAACUACGUCGAGGACAUCAUGCAGGUCGCGGCGGACCAGCGCAAGCAGCAGAUGAACCGCGAGAAGAAGCAGAGCAAGAUCGAGCAGAGCGGCCUGAGCGAGGAGGAGCUGAUCAGGCAGCAGCAAGAGCUCUUCCGGUCGGCCACGGACAAGUUCAACUCGGGACCGCACGAGGCGUAA
Diplodia corticola is the source of this 435-nucleotide messenger RNA. Its product is annotated as cbf nf-y family transcription. The coding region runs from base 1 to 435 and encodes 144 amino acids. The transcript has 4 exons. NCBI's taxonomy places the organism in Eukaryota, Fungi, Ascomycota, Dothideomycetes, Botryosphaeriales, Botryosphaeriaceae. Gene Ontology annotation, molecular function: TBP-class protein binding; core promoter sequence-specific DNA binding; general transcription initiation factor activity. The record is from RefSeq and is a predicted model, not a curated record. Gene Ontology annotation, cellular component: negative cofactor 2 complex. Gene Ontology annotation, biological process: chromatin remodeling; RNA polymerase II preinitiation complex assembly; positive regulation of transcription by RNA polymerase II.